UGAAUUUUCUGGACUUAAAGAAGUUGGUAGGGGAGGUUAUGGAAUUGUAUGUAAAACAGUAUGUAAAACAGCUGUUAAAAGGUUAGACUCGACAGUUGCUAUUAAAAGACUAAUUGUUGAAAAGAACGAUGAAAAGACUAUUCAAAAGUUUGUUAAAGAGUUAAGCACAGCAAUCAUUCGACUUCCUUAUAUUGCCUUAAUUCAUUAUUUGCCCCAAAUCAGCAACUCCUAUGAAUCAUCAAUAUUCAAUGAACAUCCA
Racocetra fulgida is the source of this 259-nucleotide messenger RNA. The record is from the annotation of a GenBank genome assembly. Lineage: Eukaryota; Fungi; Glomeromycota; Glomeromycetes; Diversisporales; Gigasporaceae.